UCUAGUAUCUGCAGAUGCAGGGAGGGAGCAGGUGAAUGGAUUAAUAAGCAUGGCCUUGUUCCUGGUCUAUGCAUUGACACUGCUGAGCACAGGCUCAGGGUGUCAUCACCGGAUCUGUGACUGCUCCCACAGGAUUCUCCUGUGCCAAGAAAGCCAGGUGACAGAGAUUCCCUCAGACCUCCCCAGGAAUGCAAUUGAACUGAGAUUUGUCCUGACCAAGAUUCAAGUCAUCCCAGCAGGAGCUUUUUCAGGAUUUGGGGACCUGGAGAAAAUAGAGAUCUCACAGAAUGAUGUCUUAGAAGAGAUUGAGGCCAAUGUGUUCUCCAGCCUUCCCCAGCUAUAUGAAAUAAGAAUUGAAAAGGCCAACAAACUGCUGUAUAUCAACCCUGAGGCCUUUCAGAACCUUCCUAAGCUCCGAUAUUUGUUAAUAUCCAACACAGGUAUUAAACACUUGCCAGCUGUUCACAAGAUUCAGUCUCUCCAAAAGGUUCUACUAGAUAUUCAAGAUAAUAUUAACAUCCGUAUAGUCAAAGAAAAUUCUUUCAUGGGGCUGAGUUUUGAAAGCAUAAUUCUAUGGCUGAAUAAAAAUGGGAUUCAAGAAAUACACAACUGUGCAUUCAAUGGAACCCAACUAGAUGAGCUGAAUUUAAGUGAUAACAAUCAUUUGGAAGAAUUACCUAAUGAUGUUUUCCGAGGAGCCUCUGGACCUGUCAUUCUAGAUAUUUCAAGAACUGGGAUCCAUGCUCUGCCUAGCUAUGGCUUAGAAAAUAUUAAGAAGCUACGGGCUAGGUCAACUUAUAACUUAAAAAAACUUCCCAGUCUUGAAAAAUUAGUCUCACUUAUGGAGGCCACCCUCACCUACCCCAGCCAUUGCUGUGCCUUUACAAACUGGAGACGACAAAUGUGA
This is a messenger RNA of Erinaceus europaeus (western European hedgehog), 907 nucleotides long. It is a transcript of the gene FSHR, whose product is annotated as follicle stimulating hormone receptor. The transcript has 9 exons. Gene Ontology annotation, cellular component: membrane. Gene Ontology annotation, molecular function: follicle-stimulating hormone receptor activity. Gene Ontology annotation, biological process: follicle-stimulating hormone signaling pathway; male gonad development. Bases 50 to 907 code for a protein of 285 amino acids. The record is from RefSeq and is a predicted model, not a curated record. Lineage: Eukaryota; Metazoa; Chordata; Mammalia; Eulipotyphla; Erinaceidae.